Molecule: messenger RNA, 843 nt
Organism: Zymoseptoria tritici IPO323
Lineage: Eukaryota; Fungi; Ascomycota; Dothideomycetes; Mycosphaerellales; Mycosphaerellaceae
Exons: 1
Coding region: 1-843 (280 amino acids)
Cellular component (GO): transcription factor TFIIH holo complex
Source: RefSeq, a predicted model, not a curated record
AUGUAUGCCCACCAACCGAGCGGCGACUUCAUUCUCUCUCCUCCCGCCUCAUCCAUAGCCUCCACGACCACCUCCGCGACGCUCCCCCACCCACGGGACUCGCCUCUUCGACCCGGCGGCACAAAAGAAGGCACCUUCAUCCGCUACGUUGACCAAAAACUCCUACACAUUCAACGCCGGUUCGCCAAACGUACGACACCCUCCACCGCCUUCCUGUCCGACAUUGACCGCGAGAAAGCCGACGCUUGGGGCGACGUACGAGGCUACGCAACCAUGAAAGAGGCAUGUCGCGACUUUGAUGAGCUCAUUGGCGUGGUGUGGGUGAGCGGUACGAUGUCGUUGCAGGUCCCAUAUUUGAUCAGCAUAGCGUUGUUGGUCGGGAAUGUGGUGCAGGCUAUGCCGCCUACGCCGAGGAGUCUGUUUCGUACGUUGGGGAAGCUCGACCAUGCAUUUGCGAGUCUAUUGCAGGGAAGGGAUGUUGAGACAGGGGAAAGGUUGCCUGGGUUUGAGGGAAUUAGAGGCGUCAGUGGGACGGAGAAGGUCAGGAUAAGGAGUCUAGUAGAGAGGACGAGGGUCAAUAUUGUUGAGGCGUUCAAGAAGGGCGAGUUCGAGGUGGAGGACAAGGAGGAUAUGGAUGCGGACAGAAUGGACACGGAUACGGACGGGGAGCUGGUCCUCGAGGGAGGAGAAGACGAUGUGGAUGAGGAGGAAGACGACAGCUUCGACAUGCAGAUUGCGAGGGUCUAUGAUAAGACGGUGGUAGAGCUGGGUGACAGUCUGGAGCAGCCAAACAUCGGGAUCAUUACAGAGAGUAGGGCAUGGGGUGGUGGGUCGGGGAGUUGA